Molecule: messenger RNA, 357 nt
Organism: Fusarium vanettenii 77-13-4
Lineage: Eukaryota; Fungi; Ascomycota; Sordariomycetes; Hypocreales; Nectriaceae
Exons: 1
Biological process (GO): mitochondrial translation
Molecular function (GO): structural constituent of ribosome
Source: RefSeq, a predicted model, not a curated record
CUCCUCGCCCGCGCACCCCCCAAACCCCCGGCCAAGAAGCCAGCCGGCAAGGUGCCUCCCCGCCGCAAGCACCAGGCCCCCAAGUCGGAGAACUUCUACCGCAUCCGCACCCUCCGUCAGAACAUGUUCUCCCCUGCUCCUCCACCCCUCCGCAUGGCUCGUCUGAGAUAUCUCCGCCACUGGACUAUUCACCGCGCGUGGCAGCUGUUCCGCCGGCAGCAGCAUCUGGCUAUUGAGCAGGAGCGUCACCGCAUGUAUAGUGGCAUGUACAAUGCCUGUGAGGAGCUGCGCAAGACGGUUGGUCCUGGAAACAGAGAUGAGGGGUACCUGUACAGAGUGGCCAUGGAGAAGAAGGGU